Messenger RNA from Aspergillus calidoustus, 1008 nucleotides. The record is from the annotation of a GenBank genome assembly. Lineage: Eukaryota; Fungi; Ascomycota; Eurotiomycetes; Eurotiales; Aspergillaceae.
AUGGCUCGUCCUCGCGCUCACUCGGGUGCUGAAGGCCCGAAGGAGCCUCAUUCAGUCUCUUUAAAAGUUCUGCGCCUGUCGCGGCCUUCUCUAGCCCACCAGUAUCCGCUGCCGGCAGCAAAUACCAAAAUUUCCAGUAAGGCGGGGUUGAGCUUCCCGUCGGAUAAUGUCGACAAUCAAUUCAUUCUCACACCUCAUCUCAUGCUCCCUCCCACAUUCGGCUCCGCAUAUGUCGGCGAAACGUUCGCCUGCACGCUAAGUGCGAACAAUGAAUUGCCGGAAGAUACCUCGCGCGUGAUAACCUCCGUCCGGAUCGUCGCCGAGAUGCAGACCCCGUCCCAAGUCUCCUCCCUAGACCUCGACCCGCCCACCGAUAACGCCGUCCGGGAUGGACUACAAAAGGGAGACUCGCUACAGAAGAUCGUACGCUUUGACCUCAAGGAGGAAGGAAAUCAUAUCCUGGCGGUCAGCGUCAGCUAUACCGAAACCAUAAUGGGCACCGACUCGCAAGCAGCUAGCGGGCGAGUGAGAACGUUCCGCAAGUUGUAUCAAUUCGUGGCUCAGCCGUGCCUCAGCGUCCGGACAAAGUCUUCUGAACUGGCGUCGUUGGAGGUAGAGAACAAAUCGCUCGGCCCUUAUGGGAAAACACGCCUCGUUCGGUAUUCCCUGGAAGCACAGCUGGAGAACGUGGGAGAAGGGGCAGUCGUGAUCAAGCAAACACGACUCAACCCCAAGCCUCCAUUCAAAGCGAUAACUCUAAAUUGGGAUCUUGAACGGCCAGACCAAGUAGACACGCCACCCCCUACCUUGAAUCCACGGGACGUAUUACAGGUUGCGUUUCUUGUCGAACAAGAAGAGGGCCAACAAGAAGGCUUGGAGACUCUGCGCAGCGACAUACGGAGAGACGGCCGCACCGUGCUUGGCCAAUUAUCCAUCGAGUGGAGGAGCUCCAUGGGAGAUAAAGGAUUCCUGACAACUGGCAACUUGCUGACACGAAAACGGACGUGA